Oxyura jamaicensis (ruddy duck) is the source of this 2005-nucleotide messenger RNA. It is a transcript of the gene KLHDC3, whose product is annotated as kelch domain containing 3. The transcript is spliced from 12 exons. The record is from RefSeq and is a predicted model, not a curated record. Lineage: Eukaryota; Metazoa; Chordata; Aves; Anseriformes; Anatidae. Gene Ontology annotation, cellular component: cytoplasm. The coding region runs from base 352 to 1500 and encodes 382 amino acids. Gene Ontology annotation, molecular function: protein binding; chromatin binding.
GCCGGCGGCGGGGGGGGGCGGCCGCGGACUACAAGUCCCAGGGCGCGGCGGGGGGGGACACCGGAGCGGGGCCGCCUGAGCCGCCUGCCCGCCGCCAGCUGGGGGAAAGCUGCUGACAGAUCGGACGGACCUCCAUCUUCAGGAGUGCCUGGGCAGGACCGCGCUCCAGGUCCGUGGAUCCAAAGGGGAGCCUCCGCAGAGCUCGGCGACGGCGGCUUCUGUGAGAGCUGAUCUCAGCCAUCUGUCUGAAGCAGCCAGGUGACGCCCGUGGGGCAUGGCAGUGGCCCGGGAAGCAUGAGGCCGUGGCGCUGGGGGCCCUGAGGACGGCCUGGCUGGCGGGGACGGGGAGGAAUGUUACGGUGGGCAGUGCACCUGGAAGGCGGGCCGCGCAGGGUGAACCACGCGGCCGUGGCCGUCGGCCACAAGGUGUAUUCCUUCGGCGGGUACUGCUCCGGAGAAGACUAUGAGACUCUGCGGCAGAUCGACGUCCACGUCUUUAAUGCAGUGUCGCUGCGCUGGAUCAAGCUGCCUCCAGUGUGGACAAACAGCCGAGACCAAGUGAGAGAGGUGCCCUACAUGAGGUAUGGGCACUCGGCCGUGCUCAUAGACGACACCGUCUACAUCUGGGGUGGUCGCAACGACACAGAGGGAGCCUGCAACGUGCUCUAUGCCUUCGAUGUCAACACGCACAAGUGGUUCACGCCAAAGGUGUCUGGAAUGGUCCCAGGAGCGAGAGAUGGGCACUCAGCUUGUGUCCUGGCAAAGAGCAUGUUUAUCUUCGGAGGCUACGAGCAGCUGGCCGACUGCUUUUCAAAUGACAUCCAUAAACUGGACACCACGAACAUGAUGUGGACCUUAAUCUCUGCCAAGGGUACACCAGCUCGCUGGAGAGACUUCCAUUCAGCCACCAUCAUUGGAACAAAGAUGUACGUGUUUGGGGGCAGAGCGGAUCGCUUUGGGCCAUUUCACUCCAACAACGAGAUCUACUGUAACCGCAUUAAAGUGUUCGAUACAGAAACCAACUCCUGGCUGGACUCCCCUCCAACCCCGGUGCUUCCUGAAGGCCGACGGAGCCAUUCGGCAUUCAGCUACAAUGGGGAGCUGUACGUCUUUGGUGGCUACAACGCACGCCUCAACAGACACUUCCACGAUCUCUGGAAAUUCAAUCCAGUUUCCCUUUCCUGGAGGAAGAUCGAGCCCAAGGGGAAAGGCCCGUGUCCUCGCCGCCGGCAGUGCUGCUGCAGAGUGGGAGACAAGAUCAUUCUCUUUGGCGGCACCAGCCCGUCUCCGGAGGAGGGCAUGGGCGACGAAUUCGACCUGAUGGAUCACUCAGACCUCUACAUCCUCGACUUCAGCCCCAGCCUGAAGACGCUGUGCAAGCUGGCAGUGAUUCAGUACAGCCUGGACCAGUCCUGCCUUCCCCACGACAUCAGAUGGGAGCUCUCGGCCAUGACGACCAACAGCACCAUCAGCCGCCCCAUCGUCUCCUCGCAGGGCUGACGCCGGCUCAUCCCUCCGUCACCCUGCUCUCACUCCUCCACACACCGACCUCUUGCUCCACUGCCUGCAUGAAUUUUUAGCCCUUUCAAGCAAGGAACGUAUGUGAGCUCCGUUUGUCUCGCCCUAGCCAGGCCUCCCUCUGCCCUCGUCACGCUCGGGGCAGAGCAGGCUGCCGGGGAAGGAAUCUGCUCGCCCCAGCAUCGCGACUGUGAGCCCCCGUCCUCGCCACUGGCUUGCCUGGAGAGCUGCAGCCAUGCUGGCCUGGUCCCCUGCCAGCGAGGGCCCAAAUCGACUCCUGCCACCAGCCCCGGGCCACGAACUGUGCCCGUGCUGCCUCACGAGCGCGGGGACCUCCACGCGUGCACCCGUCGGCACCGCCCUGCCUCCGGCCUGCUGGGCCCUGUGCCUGCUGUGGGGGCCUGGCCCCAGCUGGCUCCUCUGCCUGGCUCCCGUUGUGAAAAACCAGCGCCCGGGGGCGGUUUUAUAAACGCUGAGGCAGAGGUGG